Molecule: messenger RNA, 618 nt
Organism: Saccharomycopsis crataegensis
Lineage: Eukaryota; Fungi; Ascomycota; Saccharomycetes; Ascoideales; Saccharomycopsidaceae
Gene: PUP3
Product: proteasome core particle subunit beta 3
Exons: 2
Coding region: 1-618 (205 amino acids)
Biological process (GO): proteasome-mediated ubiquitin-dependent protein catabolic process
Cellular component (GO): proteasome core complex; proteasome core complex, beta-subunit complex
Source: RefSeq, a predicted model, not a curated record
AUGUCUGACCCAAGUUCUAUUAACGGUGGUGCUGCAGUGGCAAUGGUUGGUAAAGAUUGUGUGGCAAUUGCCUGCGAUUUACGUCUCGGUAACCAAUCAUUAGGUGUUGCUAAUAAUUUUGAAAAAAUAUUCAACUAUGAUCACACAUUUUUGGCCUUGACUGGGUUAGCCAGUGACGUUACAACGUUGUCUGAAGUUUUCAGAUUGAAGACCAACUUAUACAAGAUGAGAGAAGAAAGAUCGAUCGAGCCAGAAACUUUCGCUAAUUUGGUGUCUUCCACCCUAUACCAAAAGAGAUUCGGUCCUUAUUUCAUCGGACCUUUAGUGGCAGGAAUAAAUUCUUUGACUGGUAAACCUUUUGUAUGCGGGUUCGACUUGAUUGGGUGUAUAGAUUAUGCCAAAGAUUUUGUGGUUUCUGGUACCGCUACAGACCAGUUAUACGGGAUGUGUGAAUCUUUAUACGAGCCUGGCUUGGGCCCUGAUGACCUAUUCGAAACCAUCAGUCAAGCCUUCUUGAGCGCUGUCGAUAGAGAUGCUCUUUCCGGUUGGGGUGCAGUGGUUUAUGUUAUAACAAAAGAUAAAGUUACCAAGAGAUUGCUAAAGACUCGUCAAGAUUAA